ACAAAACAUUGGAUUGUGGGUAAGUACUCAUUCAUAAACCAAUGAUGGAUUUUCGCGCGGAAUCUGACGGAAAUUGAUACACAAGCAAGUAGUAGUAGGCCAAGCCCAUGCUAUUCCUUUUAUAAGUGGUUUUAUACAUCCAAAUUUAUAUUUUCAUUUAGAAGAUGAUACGCUGGAUUCAUCGUCGACAAUUUUCUAGUUGCAAAAGUAAUGUACUUAAUGACGUGCCUAUAUAUGAUACCAUCAUCAAAUCUUUUAAUUGCUAUCAACAUGAUGAGCACGAGGUGGAUGGUGUGGAGCCCGGUAUUGUCGUACCUCCGUUUGUCUGCAAGUUCUGUCCAAAAAGUGGACAAGGACACAUUGCAGCCAUCGCCGAUGAAGAUGGUGUUGUCAGGCUCCUUGAUACUAGGGUCGUCAAUAAGUCUAUCAUGAAAGCUUUCACAGCACACAACAAUGCAAUAUUUGAUCUAGCAUGGGUGAAUGAUUCAGCUAAGCUUGUCACUGCAUCAGGUGAUCAGAGUGCUGUAGUCUGGGAUAUUGAAAAGCAUGUCUCCAUAGCAACAAUGAGAGGGCAUUCUUGUAGUCUCAAGUCUGUCGCAGUGAGCAAGUGUAACAGUAACAUACUUUCGACAGGAGCACGAGAUGGCAAUGUGAUGGUUUGGGAUUUGCGGUGCAAUCAAAGAGAAAAUGGUAGCUAUGCUCCGGUAAAGAUUAUUCACUGUGCACAUACGGAUCCUGCGGUAUUAAAACCACCGAAAAUAAAGCGAAGACGAUUGAGUCAAACAAAGCCCUCACGUGAUUCCCAACAAAGCGUCACAUCAGUUAUCUUUCAAGAGGAGAAUUUCCUGCUGACCUCUGGAGCCACUGAUGGUGCAAUCAAGUUAUGGGAUCUGCGAAAGUCUUACAUUGGAACUGCAAAAAAACCAGUGCGCCAGUUUACAUAUGCUGGACAAAGUUCAAGACGCCAUGGUUAUUCCUGUCUGACCCUUGACCCUGCUUGUAGUAUGUUGUAUGCUAGUUGUACUGAUGACAUUAUAUAUGAAUAUAAUCUUAUGUCGUCAUCGUCGGAUCCCAUUGGAAAAUACAAAGGUCAUCAGAAUUCCACAUUCUAUGUAAAAUCGUGUCUUUCGGCAGAUGGCAAUUAUCUAUUGAGUGGUUCUAGCGAUAAUAAUGCCUAUAUUUGGAAGGUUGGGUCGUGCGAUUCACCAGUGGUCAAAUUAACCGGUCAUCAGGGAGAGGUCACUUCUGUUUCUUGGUGCCCGGAGGAUUUUAACAAGAUAAUGACCUGCGCAGACGAUAAUACAUUCCGUGUCUGGAGAUCAGACUCAUCAAUUCAGACCAAUCAAGAAUCAGGACAUGGAAUUGUGGGAAGGGCAGAGAUUGUACCAGUGGAGAUAAGAGAUGUAGCAGCAAAAUCAUUUAAGUCAUUUGGCAUGUGCAGAGAAAUCCACAAUGGUGAAAGCAACACGCCAGUAGAGGGCAUCACAGCUAAUCUGCCAAAAGGAACCGCUAAUUUAUUCUCAGUUGUUAAGCCAGAACGACCGAAAGUAUUCCGGGAUGUCUCGCUUAUAACAUUUUUGAAAUUGCAAAAAAAAGACAUGAAAAAAGUAGUUGUAGACGACACAUGUAAUUUAAAACCAGAAAAUAUUGUUACUGAAAACACAAGAGAAAAUUGUGAUAAUGUUCAGAAGUCAAACUCAAUAGCACCAACACGUCCAAAUUGUUUGUCAAACAAAACUCUGAAAGUAAACAAGGAAAACUCACCUGAAACUAUAGAAUGUCAAUUAAAAAUGGGUGAAAUGAAUAAAUCAGAUGAGGAUGUAAGUUUAAAUAAAUUUGACUCGCCAAAGCGUAUAAAACAGUUAGAUAUGAGGAACAUUGUAAGAAUGUAUUUGUCUCCCACUGCGAAUCUCCCAAACAGAGUGGUGGAUUUAGAAUUCAAAGGUGAAAAGGAACUCCAUCAAGUUUGGAACAACACCAAGUCCGGAGACUCUCGUAAAAUGAAAUCUAAUUGGCUGGAAGAAUUCACUAAAAAGCUGGGGUCAGACUCAACGGAUGUUCACGGUACCAAAGUUGUAUCUAAAGGUUCUCCAAGAGUGAUGAACACAUUGAAGAGACCAGACUUAACCAGUCCAUGUAGAUACAAACGUAAGGUUCAGUCACCUGAUAGCAGUGAUGCAUGUCUGUCACCUACCAACAGUAGACCGUCAUCUCCUGUAUCAUCUAGGGUUACCACACCGAAAAUGAGGAAGAUUAGUGCCUAUUUCCAACCAAUUGCACAGUCAUAGCUGGACAUUUCUACAACUACUUUUAUAAUAGGACAAAAAAUGAAAUCUAGAGAGAGGAUAUCAACAAAUAUGUGUUUGUGAUUUAGAUUCUCAACAAUUAUUUUUAAUCAUUAUGCUGUUAACUUUGCUGUUGAUAAUUGAUGAGUAUUAAGACAAUGAUCACGUACAAAUGCAGUACAUUUAAAAUUGUUAAUGUUUGUCAAAAGACAUAACAAACAUUUAGUUUUAUAAAGGCUAUUUCUCAAUAAUGUUUACAGUCUUAUAAAGGCUAUUUUCCAAUAAUGUUAAAUAUAAUUAUGAGCAAAAUAUUUAUACCAUGUUUAUUGUUAACCUUCUGGUUAAUUUUGCCGUAAAUGAUCGAAUAAGCACCAAUAGCUCUUUCAAUGGUGUAUCUAGGAAUCUUUUAAUUACUUGAGCAUGAUUUUUUUUUUUUUUGAUGUUUGAGGCGGGGGUAGGGGUGGCGGGCUGGUAUACAACAUUUUAAGUGGCACCCUCAAAAAUUCAAUUUGAAUGUAUUUUCUUGUUUGCCAAUUUUUUUAUGAUACAAAAAAAAUAUACUGUAUUAAGACCAGGACCAGGCCUCCUUGCUUCUGCCUCUGAACACAUGCUACUUUUUUAACACUUCAAAAUGUUGUAAAGCUCACUACUUGAAUAAGUGUUCCUUAAAUAGCUUCGUACCAAAGCCUUCAAAAUUGUUAUAAGUGCUGUGGUGCUUAUUUGGCCAUUUAUGCGGUACCAGCAACCAACAAUAUGUUAAUUUAUAUCGUUAUUAUUGUUAUAUUGUACAAAUGAAUGAUGACAAUUUCUUGUUAUACAGUUUAUUGAAUUUGAUACUCAUUAAAUCAUUGGAAUUUGAA
Anneissia japonica is the source of this 3145-nucleotide messenger RNA. Its product is annotated as denticleless protein homolog. Gene Ontology annotation, cellular component: nucleus. Gene Ontology annotation, biological process: proteasome-mediated ubiquitin-dependent protein catabolic process. Gene Ontology annotation, molecular function: protein binding; protein-macromolecule adaptor activity. The record is from RefSeq and is a predicted model, not a curated record. Bases 165 to 2288 code for a protein of 707 amino acids. The transcript has 9 exons. NCBI's taxonomy places the organism in Eukaryota, Metazoa, Echinodermata, Crinoidea, Comatulida, Comatulidae.